AUGGAUCGAACGCACAGCGAUCGGCAAGACGGCGGCGACGGCCUCCCACCUAGACGAACAGAAGACAACGCUACUGUCGACGAUGGCGAAGAGCAAUCUGAUUUCGCACCUCGACAGGGAGGAGAACGUGGUCGGGGAGGCGGCCUCGGUCGCGCUGGUCGAAUGAACACAAUCUCAGAAGAACCACCUUUGACUAGCCAUGACCAAGGACAAGACACGACCAACAUCGCAGAAACAACGCCAUCCCGCCUCGAGCGCAGAGCUGCCGAAAUCCGCGAUUUCAACCGCCGACGCAGGGCGCAUGGUCAGACAAACUCGGACACCUCUGGAAACACGCCUUACACGCAGGGGGUUGGCCGUCCGUUGGAGAGCCCUGAAAGUUCCCUUGACGCUAGCAUGAAUCGCGCUCGUUCUAAUGCGAUAUGCCCUGGUUUUACGUCGAGACCGGAAGACGGGGAGAGGCACAGAGCGAACUUGGAGAGAAGGGCAUGGAUUGCCGCGGGUAGAAACUCUAGGCCGAUGGAAGAGAGGGAGAUGAACAGGUUCAACAGGCACCAGACAACUUAUCAAUUCCGGGCUCAUAAGGGAUUUCCUCCCAACGGCACGGGGACGCGGGGGUUGUAUGCUGGACAAUACCCCAUCCCAUAUGUGAAUUCAGCUACUGGAGGAGCGGUUGCGGGAACGGGCGGUUACACACCUUUUGGCAGCGACAACUUCCAAAGUAGCGUUCCAGACCAGUCGUCUCCUCGCGACGAUGGUAGAAGCGCCGCUGUCUACGACCCUGGCAGCUUUGAGGAUACGGAUCAAUUCUACGUCGAGCCGGCUCCUAAGCCUGAGGACGCCAAUCUUAAGGCUGUGGGGUCUCAGCUGGAGGGUAAACUUGGGGGUAACUCCAAUCCUCCCAAGCUCAAGGAUGAACCGGAUGAUAAGCAGAGUGGAGGAAGAGGGCCAGGCGCGCCUGGACAGGCUACUUGA
Alternaria triticimaculans is the source of this 975-nucleotide messenger RNA. RefSeq lists its product as uncharacterized. The transcript has a single exon. The coding region runs from base 1 to 975 and encodes 324 amino acids. Lineage: Eukaryota; Fungi; Ascomycota; Dothideomycetes; Pleosporales; Pleosporaceae. The record is from RefSeq and is a predicted model, not a curated record.